Molecule: messenger RNA, 1224 nt
Organism: Gastrolobium bilobum
Lineage: Eukaryota; Viridiplantae; Streptophyta; Magnoliopsida; Fabales; Fabaceae
Exons: 1
Coding region: 94-1131 (345 amino acids)
Source: RefSeq, a predicted model, not a curated record
GCCCAAAUGAACAGAUUUAGCAGAAUCUCCGCAAAUAAUCCCAAACUUGUCUCCGACAUUCAAUGAAAAUCCCAAUAAUUUUUUAGCAAAACAAUGAAAGCUUCACUCAAGUUCCGUGAGGAACACAAGAAGCCACUGUUGAGGGCUAAAGUCCCAUUAAGCAUAUUGGGCAUGCCCUUUCAAUCCGGCGUCGUAGCCGGUGACUCCAAGGAACUCACUCUCAACCUCGCCACUUUCUUCGAAUCAGGACCCUCCCUUAAACUCGCUUACCGACCCAACGACUCCAAUAACCCCUUUUCCUUAGUCGUUAAAACAGGAACCGGACCCUUCGGUUCCCCUUCCUCCAGUUCCAUGCUCAUGAGUUGCGAGUUCAACUUGCUACCUCGUAACAACAGCGGUGGCCCUCUCUUCAUGCUUCACUUCAAGCCUCGAUUUGGUGAUUUCUCGUUUAAGAAGACGCAGUCUUCGAUUUUCGAUAAGAAAGUGAGUGGGUCCCGCAACGGUGUUGGUGCUGGUGGCUUUGAAGACGACGUCGUUUCGGUCGAUAUGGUUGAUAAGGUCCCGAUCUUUGGAAAUGACUCCCCCGCAGCCGGCGCGUUCUCGAGUUUGUUCUCCGGCACGGAGGUGGCGGCGAGGACGACUCUUCCGCUGAGGGGAAAGGUCGCGGUGAAUUUCCGGUGGGGAAUUAGGGUUCCGGCGGAGAUGAAGAGUAGUGCGUUCCAGAAGAUUCCGUUUCUGGUGAUGGAUAAGGUUUCUGUGGAACACAUGAUGGACUGCGGCGAUUCGAAGAAGGAGAAGGGUGUUGCCGGAAAGGGAUCGGAUCUGGGUUUUCCGGCAGGUAGCGACGUGGCGGAGGCGUGUUUCGCGGUGAAGAGGCAGAUGGAGGUUCUGCAAGCUGAGAACGGGUUGCUGAGAAACGCCGUUGAGGAUCUCCGGCGAGAAAUGGCCGGAGGUGGAGGUUCAGAGAUGCAGAAGUGGAAUGGAGGCAUAGGAAAGAACCCUAAUGUGAGAAAGAAUGAGAAGAAUAAAACGACGUCGGAUUUUAAUGUUUUUUCAGGAAAAUCGACGGAGGGUGAUGCAAGUGAGGAAUUGAAGAAAGCGUUGAAAGGAGCCACUACUAAUGGUGCUUGAAUCCGUUGACAUUGCAAAAAUCGUACCUUUGUUUCUACCAUAUUGUUUAUAAAUUACUUUUGGGUUGGGGAAGAAUUUUGUUAUUUUCUGGUA